CGCUCCAUAGGGCGGGUCUUUUCCUCGGCCGGUUUCAAGAUGGCGGCGGGAGGGUCAUCUCGGCGCGUCUUCGAGAUCUUUGUCGCUAGGGUGCCCUGGACCGCGGCGGCAAAUGACCUAAGGGAAUAUUUUGCUCAGUUUGGCACUGUGAGGAAAUGCUUAUUGCCAUUUGAUAAAGAAACGGGAUUCCACAAAAGCUUUUGCUGGGUUGGAUUUUCUACAGAAGAAGGCCUCAAAAAUGCCUUGCAGAAGGACUCGCAUAUUCUAGAAGGGGUUAAGCUUGAAGUUAAGCACCAAAGAAGUAGAGGUAUUCCAGGCCAACAUUCAGAACGAAGAAUUGGGGACAUCAGUUAAAGGACAAGAUACUUUAUUUCACUGCCAUGUAAAGAAACAAAAAUAAACUUGGAUAUAUUCAUCUCAA
This is a messenger RNA of Anolis sagrei ordinatus, 421 nucleotides long. It is a transcript of the gene SLIRP, whose product is annotated as SRA stem-loop interacting RNA binding protein. Lineage: Eukaryota; Metazoa; Chordata; Lepidosauria; Squamata; Anolidae. The record is from RefSeq and is a predicted model, not a curated record. Gene Ontology annotation, molecular function: RNA binding.